UGGCUGUGUCACUUUGUUUACCUAAAUGUCGGCCAGCCGGGUUCAUUUACCCUCAGAUCGCUGAGAAUGAACCGUUCCAAAACAGGCAAAAUAUCUGGGGACUGUUAAACCAACAUGACCGGUGGGUGCUCUGUAUUUGUCUUAUUUUCCCUCCUCCAUGUCUCGCUGAGUGUGGAAAUGACAGGGUUAUAUGGCAGCUUCACCUCCCCCAACUUCCCCCAGCUAUACCCUGAUAACCUGCACAUAGUGUGGAACAUCACUGUCCCAGACGGCCACAGGGUCAAACUCUACUUCAGCCACUUCAGCAUGGAACCCUCAAACCAGUGUGAAUAUGACUACAUCCAGGUUUUGGCAGAGGGGAAUGAGACCUUGCGGUUCUGCGGUGAGGAAGAGAAGAACUAUGAAAGCACCCCGAGGAACACAGUCAUCCUGUCAGCCGGGAACGUCAUGUCAGUGGUCUUUAGGAGUGACUACUCUAACGAGGGCCGAUUCACAGGCUUCCAAGCAUUUUACACCUCAGAAGACAUCAACGAGUGCCUAUCCAAGAUAGAUGGGGAGAGAGUGUGUGAUCAUUUUUGCCACAAUUACAUUGGUGGAUAUUACUGCACGUGCAGACAAGGAUACCUUCUCCAUGACAACAAAAGAUCCUGCACAAUGCCAUGCAGCAGCCAGGUGUUGACCUCGCUGUCCGGGUUUCUGACCAGUCCGGGCUACCCGAGUCCCUACCCACCCAUGACUCAGUGUGACCACACCAUCCGUCUGCCAGAGGGCUACAGAAUAAUCCUGGACUUCCUGGAACCCUUUGACAUAGAGGGACAUCCAGAGGUCCCUUGUCCGUACGAUAUGUUGAAGAUUUCAACAGCUGGACAAGAGUAUGGACCCUUCUGUGGACCAGUGCCACCAGGUCGCAUUGACACAGGAAGUUACCAGGUCCAUCUUGCCUUCAGAUCUGACGCUAGUGGGAAAAACAAGGGAUGGAAGAUCAAGUACAUCAGUAACAAGGCUGAGUCUCUCAUAUUAACUAAAGACUAAUGGCUUGUUGACAUGAACAUUGUAUGUGUAGUUUACACAGUAACUUUGAAGUGGCAACUUAACACAACCAUAAUUUUUUAAAUAUUUUUUGAUCAUGACAAAUUUCUAAUCCUUCAUUCUUUGUAAAUUUCGAGAUACUGCUAUAAUCUCACCAGCACAAUCCUCUCUUAAUCACUUUGUAUUCUGUUUUAUUGUUUUGUUAAUUGUGCAAAUGACUCAAAAGACACUUUGACUUAUUAAUUUAGAAAAAAAGUUCAUUAAAAUACUGUAAAUGUUUUGUGACCAUAAAAUGCAACCAGCCAUAUGUGACAUGCAUUUUAAUCAAAGAAAAUAAAGUAUUCCUCAAACCACUGUA
Messenger RNA from Dicentrarchus labrax (European seabass), 1387 nucleotides. RefSeq names its product MBL associated serine protease 2 (gene masp2). The record is from RefSeq and is a predicted model, not a curated record. Gene Ontology annotation, molecular function: serine-type endopeptidase activity; calcium ion binding. The coding region runs from base 115 to 1032 and encodes 305 amino acids. NCBI's taxonomy places the organism in Eukaryota, Metazoa, Chordata, Actinopteri, Moronidae. The transcript is spliced from 6 exons.